Orbilia oligospora ATCC 24927 is the source of this 534-nucleotide messenger RNA. RefSeq lists its product as uncharacterized. Gene Ontology annotation, cellular component: spindle microtubule; DASH complex. The transcript is spliced from 2 exons. The record is from RefSeq and is a predicted model, not a curated record. Gene Ontology annotation, biological process: attachment of spindle microtubules to kinetochore. Lineage: Eukaryota; Fungi; Ascomycota; Orbiliomycetes; Orbiliales; Orbiliaceae. The coding region runs from base 1 to 534 and encodes 177 amino acids.
AUGAACGCCCUCUCCGGCUGCGUAGCCUCUCUAACCCUCUCCACCGAAACCCUCCAAUCCACAAUCGAAACCCUCUCCGCCGCAGUCGAAGACUACCCUCGCGUCUGCAAGAUCUUAUCUUCAAAUCGCCACUUCGAACUAAUCUCCGCCGGAGAACUAACAACCGCACAAACCCUCCUCUCCUCCACAAUCCAACCCGAAACCGACCGUUUACUCCGAGAAACCGAGAAGGCAGUACAUAAACUCGAACUCAAAGAGAGGAAAUUAAUCGCCGAUGCGGAGUUAUUAGAAACAAGGAUAGCAAAUACUUUAAAGAAUAAAUCCGCCGCGGAUACUACACCGAUUAAGGUUGAGGAAGACGAAGAAGAAGAAGACAGGGAAGAGAUUGAUAGGAAGGAAGAUGCGAAGAAUGAAGAAAUUUUGAGGAAAUUGAAGGCGCAGAGACAACGGUUGGCAUAUGCGGUUGAAAGGCUGGAGUUGGAGAAACGGCAGAAGGAGAUGUUGGUUAAGAAGAGUAUGAGUUAUAAUAUUUAA